Molecule: messenger RNA, 4416 nt
Organism: Calypte anna (Anna's hummingbird)
Lineage: Eukaryota; Metazoa; Chordata; Aves; Apodiformes; Trochilidae
Gene: AASDH
Product: aminoadipate-semialdehyde dehydrogenase
Exons: 15
Coding region: 224-3688 (1154 amino acids)
Biological process (GO): amino acid activation for nonribosomal peptide biosynthetic process
Molecular function (GO): protein binding
Source: RefSeq, a predicted model, not a curated record
CCCCGCUGCGGGGGGAGCGCUCGGCGGGGCCGCAUUUAUGGCUCCGUCCCGGCAGACCCCGCCCCGGGCCCGGUGUGGAUACGGGGGCCUUUGAGUGUGCGGCAGCCGCUCGGUACCGCUGCAGGGUCCUGACCCGGCUGUAACCCGGAGCCCGCCGGUCUGCGGUGCGGUCUGUGGUGCGGGCCUGACCGGAGGGCCCCGCGGGGCAGAGCCGUGCAGCAGCAUGAGCAGUUCCCUCAAAGCUUCCACAAUGGGAAGCUUCCUUUCCUUGGAAAGGGGAACUGGAGAUUAUGCAUCUGAGAUGACUCUGCAGGAGCUUGUGAAUCAGGCAGCCAGCCUGUACUCUGACAGGACAGCAGUUUGGUUUGAUGAAUGCAAUGACAAACCUCCAACUUGCUACACAUAUGCAACGGUGGUAAAGCUUGCCAUGGAAUUAACAGUUUUCCUUCAAAAGCACUGUGGUCUGCAAGGAAAAUGUGAAAUAGGCCUUUACUGCUAUCCUGGAAUAAAUUUACCAUCUUGGAUCUUAGGAAUUCUUCAAGUUCCAGCUGCCUAUUGUCCUGUUGAUCCAGAUGCACCACCUCUGUUAUCCUCUUACUUCAUGAAGAAAAGCAAUCUUCAGUUUAUUCUUGUUGAGAAUGACAAGAGAAAUAAAUUCCAGAUGUCUCAUCUUGGUUGGUUUUACCACAAUUCUUCCACAAUAGAACAUAUUGGCUUAACUCUCUUCCAAAAGGGCUUGAGUGAUGCUGAUUUAAAUUCACAAGUGGAUAAUGUGAAAAGUAAAUAUGAGCUUUCCAAGCCUGUGGGUGACUCACAGCCAGGACAUACUAUUUGUCCAGAUCAGACAGAUGUAGAAACAUCAGAAGGGGCAUACAUGGAUUUUCUCCAGAAAUACUCUCUGGCAUAUGUCUUGCAUACAUCAGGAACUACAGGAAUGCCCAAAAUAGUCAGAGUGCCUCAUAAAUGUAUAGUACCAAAUAUUCAGCAUCUAAAAUCCCUAUUUGAGAUCACAGAAGACGAUGUGCUCUUCCUGGCUUCUCCUCUAACAUUUGACCCAUCUGUGGUUGAACUGUUCCUUGCUUUGGCAAGUGGAGCCUCUAUUCUUGUAGUACCAAACACUAUUAAAAUGAUGCCUGUGGAGCUGUCUGCUGCUCUGUUUCACCAUCACCAUGUGACAGUGUUGCAGGCAACUCCAACACUUCUCAGAAGGUUUGGAGCUCACAUUAUUAAAUCAACAGUGCUGUCUGCAAAUACUUCACUCCGUGUCUUAGCCCUGGGUGGUGAAGCAUUUCCCGUACUGAACCUCUUGAAAAGUUGGAAGCACAAGGAAAACAAAACAAGUAUUUUUAAUCUAUAUGGUAUUACUGAAGUGUCAAGCUGGGCCACUUGCUACAAGAUUCCUGAAGAGGUUUUUAGUCCUGAUUAUAGAACUGAUUUCCCUGUACCUCUGGGAUCACCGCUCCUUGGAACAAAAGUUGAGGUCAGAGAUGCCAGCGGUUCUGCAGUUCUGGAAGGCGAGGGACAAAUAUUUAUAGGUGGUGAAGAACGUGUCUGCUUCCUUGAUGAUGAAAUAGCUGUACCUGUGGGUACAAUGAGAGAAACAGGGGAUUUUGCAAGAGUGCAGAAUGCAAAGUUGUUCUUCUUGGGUCGGAAGGACAAUCAGAUUAAACGGCACGGCAAGCGUUUUAAUAUUGAAUGCUUGCAGCAGGCUGCAGAAGAUCUUUGUCAGGUGGAAGCUUGUGCAGUGACCUGGUAUCAGCAAGAAAAACUUAUCCUGUUUGUUGUACCCAAAGAUGACUUUGAAGAGAGAGAAACACUUAAAGAACUCCAGAAAUGUCUACCAGCUCAUGCAGUUCCUGAUGAGCUUGUACUCAUUAAAGCUUUGCCUUUAACAUCACAUGGCAAAGUUGAUAUAUCUGAACUGAACAAGAUUUACCAGAACCAUCUAAACUCCAGGAGGCGUGACAGUAAACUGAGUGGAGCAGAGGAAUUGUGGGAAAGAUUGCAGUAUUUAUGGAAGUCUGUUUUGGGCCUCCUGGGUGAUUCCCCUGGAAUUCCUAAAGAUGCAGUAUUUCUGUACAGUGGUGGAGACUCCUUAAAGGCUCUACGAUUUUAUGAUGAAAUUGAGAUGUUAGUAGGCAGAGCUGUGCCUGGACUCCUUGAAGUUAUUCUCAGCUGCUCAAUUGAAGAUGUUUAUAGACAUAUUCUUAAAAUUCUGUUUCCAGAUAAAGGCCAAUUAAUGAAUCACGGUAAUGUUCUGAAAAGAAAAUUAAGUGGGAACAGCGGAGAGGACUUCCAGGGAAAAUAUAUUAAACAGAAAUCUGAAGGAGGUCCCGAGGUCACUUCAGAACUAAUUUCAUUUAUUGCACUAAGCAGAGGAAAUAUUAUUUUCCCCAUGAAUUUCACCAAGUCUUUUCUGCACCCCAGUAAUACAGUACAGGUAGGAGUGGAACUGCUGCAGCAACCAACUUUUCUGCAUUUUAAUACUCCAUGUAUAAUGAAAAGCCCCAUGGAAGGGUAUGAAAUGGAGAACAAGAUUUUAACAGUUACGAGCAUGGAAAAUAAAACUGACUGUUGCUCUGUAGAGCAGAUCCAUGCAGGAUGUAGUCAGGUAACAACAGCAGAGUUGGCAUUAUGCAUAAGAUGGAAGUCAAAUACAAGAAAAUGUGUUGAUGCUUCACCAUUGAUUGUUAUACCAUCUAAAGAAGAAGUGUCUGCAUCUGUGUAUGUGGGCUCUCAUUCUCAUGCAAUGCAGGCGAUUGAUCUGGAAUUGGGAGGAAUAAAAUGGGAGAAGAACCUUGGAGAUCGUAUUGAAUCUUCUGCCUGCAUAUCUAAGUGUGGAAAUUUCAUUGUUGUUGGUUGCUAUGAUGGCUUAGUAUAUGUGCUUCAAAGCAGGGAUGGAGAAAUCCACUGGACUUUUGUCACAGAAGAUAGUGUGAAAAGCUCUGCAGUUGUAGACCCUUCCAGUGGACUGGUCUACAUUGGAUCCCAUGACCAACAUGUGUAUGCUUUGGAUAUUUAUGAAAAAGCUUGUAUAUGGAAGUUACAUUGCGAAGGUGGAGCUGUCUUUUCAUCUCCUUGUCUAAGUUCUUCUCCACAUCAUCUUUAUGUUGCUACACUAGGAGGACUAUUACUGGCUGUAAAUCCAGUGAUGGGGAAUAAGAUUUGGAAGAGCUUCCUGGGAAAACCACUUUUCUCAUCUCCUCAUUGCAAUGGGAAAUAUGUUUGUGUUGGGUGUGUGGAUGGAAACUUAUACUGUCACACUCAUUCUGGAGAAAAGGUUUGGCAGUUUCCCACGAAUGGGCCAGUGUUUUCAUCCCCGUGCAUCUCUGGUUUAACCGAGCAAGAAAUAUUUUUUGGCUCCCAUGAUUGUUGUAUCUACUGUUGUAACAUGAAGGGUAAUUUACUGUGGAAAUUCGAAGCCACUUCACGUGUAUAUGGAACACCAUUCAUUUUCCAAAGUGAUGAGUUAAAGAACAAAAUUCUUUUGGCAGCAGUAUCUACAGAUGGCAAAGUGUGGAUCCUAAAUGCCAAGAAUGGAACAGCAGAAGGAGUAGAAAAACUUCCAGGAGAGGUUUUCUCUUCCCCUGUAGUAUGGGGAACAAAGCUUGUUGUUGGCUGCAGAAAUGAUUAUGUUUAUUGCCUAGAUUUGUAUAUAAGAGGAAAAAAGGAGCAGCUAAGAUGUUAGGUUGCUUCCUUUUUAUUGUUUACAUUUGUAAAUUAAGAACUCUUGGGUGCUCUCUCUCUGCCUAUUUUACUGUAGGCAAGAGGUGCUCUUUGAAAAGUUCUCAGGUAGCAUUUUGUGCCAGGCAGUGUCCAGAGCAGGUGAAGUGAUGUUUGCUGACUGGCUGUACUAAUUGAAGGACCAUGGCUGCUCAGCACCCAGACAGAAGGUUCACUGUCCCUCCCUUAUUUCCCAGCUUUGAUUCAGGAAAUAACAUGUUUCAGAUGGUUUGGAUUUGAAUGUUGGGCUUUGACCUGUGUAAAAGGAAAAUGAAAGUCAGUAGUUGGCUUCAGACACAUGCAGGACUGUGAGAAACUGGUGAGGUGCCAUACUCUGCAGCUUGGAGUAAUGUGCUUGUCCAGCCUGUGCCUGCUUCUUUGUGCCCCAGACUGGGGUUUGUGUAGUCUGGCCAGGUUUAUGUGCUGUGGCAAGGUAACCCAAGUUCUUUUUUGAAGAAGUUUGGGGUUUUUUUUUGCUUCAGUUCAGCCAAACAUGCAUUUAACUUGGUUUAAAUCAGUAGGAAGUGGGGAAUAUACUUAUGCCUGUAUAGUUAUUACAUUUCAAUGACAGGCACAGCAUGAGUUCCAAGAUGAAGUGUGCACUGCUUGAAUCAACCAUUGCCAAAUAAUUUUUUUUAGAGAUUUGAAUAAUUUUUUUUUAAUGGAGAAUUAUUAAUAAAGGUUGUAAAUUGG